Molecule: messenger RNA, 2688 nt
Organism: Anolis sagrei ordinatus
Lineage: Eukaryota; Metazoa; Chordata; Lepidosauria; Squamata; Anolidae
Gene: CLGN
Product: calmegin
Biological process (GO): protein folding
Cellular component (GO): endoplasmic reticulum; endoplasmic reticulum membrane
Molecular function (GO): calcium ion binding
Source: RefSeq, a predicted model, not a curated record
UUCCCUGCGAUUCGUUCGCUCAGCCUCUCAGCGCCCUAUCGCGAUUGGUUGCGACGGCGCGGCGCGUGCCGAAGCACCUGCGCUUGGACCAGCGACGCAUGCGCGCCGGGGGAUGCGCUGCCGAGAGGACUGCGUGCGGAGGGGGGAGCGUGAUUGACGGGCGGUAACGGUCGCGGCCUGUCAGUGAGGAGGGAGAGAGAGGUAGUCAGAAUGCAAUUUCAUUGGGAUUGGCUGUGCUUGAGUGUUUUACUAUUAAGUUCAAUUAGUGCAGAAUCUGAAGAUUCGGAAAUUGAAGUGGAAAAUUUCGGCAAGAAUUCACUAGAUUCUAAUAUUGACAGAAGUAGAUCCCCCUUAGAGGUUGUGUACAAGACACCAAAGCCAACUGGAGAAGUAUAUUUUGCUGAAACAUUUGAUGAUGCCAUGUUGUCUGGGUGGGUUCUGUCCCAAACCAAAAAAGAGGAUACAGAUGAAGAUAUUGCUAAAUAUGAUGGAAGAUGGGAAAUAGAACCAUUAAAAGAAAACGUAGUCCCUGGUGACAGGGGAUUGGUUUUGAAAUCAGUAGCAAAGCAUCAUGCAAUAUCAGCUAUGUUAUCACGGCCAUUUGUUUUUGAUAGUAACCCACUGAUUAUUCAGUAUGAAGUGAAUUUUCAAGAUGGCAUUGAUUGUGGUGGUGCAUACAUUAAGCUUCUUUCCAAAAGUGAUGACUUGAAUCUGGAGUACUUCUACGACAAAACAUCGUACACAAUUAUGUUUGGACCAGAUAAAUGUGGAGAAGAUUACAAGUUACAUUUUAUCUUUAGACAUAAACAUCCUAAAACUGGAGACUAUGAAGAAAAACAUGCCAAACGACCUGAUGUAGACCUUAAAAAAAUGUACUCAGACAGGAAGACCCAUCUGUAUACUCUUGUGCUAAAUCCUGAUGACACAUUUGAAAUAUUAAUUGAUCAAACUGUUGUCAGCAAAGGAAGUCUCCUGGAAGAUAUGGUUCCCCCUGUGAAUCCCCCCAAAGAAAUAGAGGAUCCCACAGAUAGAAAGCCAGAAGACUGGGAUGAGCGGUCUAAAAUUCCUGAUCCUGAUGCUGUCAAGCCAGAUGACUGGGAUGAAGAUGAGCCACCCAAAAUUGAAGAUGAUGGUGCUAUUAAACCUGAAGGUUGGCUUGAUGAUGAACCAGAGUACAUCCCAGAUCCUAAUGCAAUAAAACCAGAAGAUUGGGAUGAGGAUAUGGAUGGUGAGUGGGAAGCUCCACAAAUUCCUAAUCCAGAAUGUGAGACUGCGCCAGGUUGUGGAACGUGGGUACGACCCAUGAUGACCAAUCCAAAAUAUAAAGGAAAAUGGAAACCACCUAUGAUAGAAAACCCUAAUUAUCAGGGGGUGUGGAGUCCUCAGAAAAUCCCUAAUCCUGACUAUUUUGAAGAUUCUCAUCCUUUCAAAAUGACUCCUGUCAGUGCUCUUGGUUUGGAGCUGUGGUCUAUGACAUCAGAUAUCUAUUUUGAUAACUUCAUCAUCUGCUCAGAAAAGGAAGUUGCUGAUCGAUGGGCAGCAGAAAGCUGGGGUUUUAAAAAAUUGGUUGCAAGUGCCAACGAACCUGGAAUGUUUAGCCAGUUGUUGACUGCUGCAGAGGAAAGCCCAUGGCUUUGGAUUGUUUACAUCUUGACGCUAGCACUUCCAGUAGGAUUGGGCAUACUUUUCUGCUGGCCAUCUAAGAAAAUAGAUGAAGAUGUGGACUACAAAAAAACUGAUUUAGCCAAGCCGCUUACAAAAGGACAACUAGAACAAGAGGUGCUUGAAAAUGAUGAAGAUUUAAAGAAAACAAAUGAAAACCCUAAUGAAGAAGGUGCUGAAGAUGAAGAUUAUGAAGACGAGAAUGAAGCUGCUGAAGGAAGUCAUGAAGAAGAAGGCAACAAAUCUGUCUCAGAAGAAGACGAGAUGAAAGAUGCAGAUGAAAGCACAGGAUCUGGUGACGGGCCAUCAAAAUCAGUACGGAAAAGAAGAGUACGAAAGGACUAAUUUAUUUCCAGCUUAUAUUUAUGGUUCCUGGUUACAGAACAUAGGCAUAGGCAUGCUAUAUUGUCUAACAGCAUGCAGGUUGAAUUAAAAGAUGGAACUCCACUUAGGCUUCUGUUUCCAUUUUUGAGCCCUUCCCAAUCUUAUAGGAUUUUUCCUUUACUUAGAAAAAACAACCUACUUGUGAAAUUGCCCAUUCCUUUACUUUAAAAAAUAAAAGAAAAAAUAGUGAGAUAAAUUAUUUAUUGUAAAUAUUAUUUGAAGCUAUUUAGAUAAUAAAUAUGGUUUGGAAAUAAUUUUGGCUUCAAAAUUUGACCUUUUGAAAAGUUUGUGUGAAUUGAUAUAUAUAUUUUCUAGCUUUAGCACAAAUACUGCUUCUACAGUUUUGAAAUAAAGGAAUACACCAUUUCAAUAUCCACUGAAAAAUGCUUUGAGAAAAGCAGUUGACAACAAAGUCUGUGCUGAGCUGGCUGCAAUAAUUGUUUUUAUUUAUUUCAUUAACAUUUUUACUGUGAAGUCUAUUUAUAGUUCUUUUGUCAUGUUAGUUUAACAUUUGUUACAGUUGCUGCUGUUUGUUUUAUAGACAGAUACAUUGUCAUUAAUUGAUAGAUCAGCAUGUGUUUUACAUUUGAAUGCAACAGUGUUCAUGAUUUUCAAGUAAAAUGGUGUCUGGGAGACUUUUUC